Molecule: messenger RNA, 1204 nt
Organism: [Candida] anglica
Lineage: Eukaryota; Fungi; Ascomycota; Pichiomycetes; Serinales; Debaryomycetaceae
Source: the annotation of a GenBank genome assembly
GCCAAAUAUGUGGUUUUAUACAAAUAGAAGUAGGUAUAACCUAUAAUAUUUGCUAUUUGCAGUCAAGUUCUUUUGUACCUGGAGUUGGUGCUAAAGAAAAACAGACUUGAAAGGAAAAAAAAGUUACUUCAGGAGGAAGAUGUUUUUGUAUAUUUCCAAGACGGUAGAUAUGCACUAGCUAAUGUCCGAAAAUGGAUGGUACGGUACUUUGUUAACUGAGAGGGGUAUAACAAGGGGAGAAGUUAGGCGUUUGUUUUCUCCAGCAAUACUGAGAUUUGACAGAUACUACAAAACAAAGUACAGAGAUGACUACAGGGUUAUAUUACAAUAUUUCACGAUGACACACCGUCGUUACUUAUCAGCGUCAAUGGAUUCGACCAAACAGAAGUCUCUGAUUUGGAUAACGUAUUGUGAACAAAAUGCAAUUUUUUUUUUCAUGUUAGGGCAUUCUUGGUCUUGGGACCCGUCGGCGGGUAUGUGCAAGCGGGACGCCGCACAUCAAACUUUUGCAGGAACAAACAAUUUUUUUAUUUUUUUGGUGUAAAAUUCCUCAAGAAACAAACCCAGGGGAGUUUGAAUGGAGAAAAAAUAGCUAAGGAGGGCUGAUUGCUUACUAUCAGACCACUUCCAGAGAACUACACUUCUCCAUCUCGCUAAGACCUGGACUUUCCAGAUUGAAAUUCCGAUGUUUCACUCAUCUUAACAUAUGAUCAGUCACUAUGCAAGAGUGCAAAUUCCAAAAAAAGAAAUUUUUAACAGGGAAAAUAAAAAAACACCAUUGCGGUGUUUCGUACUUGUGGUACAUGAACCAUAAGGCAUUCUGGAAACCUUUCCACCACUAAGAAUCUGCACCGACAAAGGCGCGUUGCGAACCCUGGCGGUUCCGCGAAAAUUAUAAGCUGAUGGCAAUGAGGCUCAUCACAGGGCCGGUACUUCUAGAUGAACCGCUGCAGGAAUGAUUACAAAUGUUGGGAGAAGCUAAACCUUACGACCUAUUGUUCCGAGAAUGUAGAUGCAACUUGGAAAGAUAACGAUUUUUAGAGUUGCUAGCCGUUCCCCGAUUGAGGAAAAAAUAGCCCCGGACAAACCUAGGGUUUACGGAUUGAAUGGCUGCGAAAGAAAGAUGAUUGCUUUGACAUUCUGUUUGACAUUUGUUUGUUUUCUUUCCCGUCAUGAAUUUCUUCUUUUAUUGUCCCACCGCCAG